AAGUCUGUUGGAGGUGUCAAAGGGCAACGUCCCUUAUGACGUCAGCGCGAAACAGUCUAGUUCCGAUUGGUUCUUGGAGCCUGGGCGGGGCCGGGGCAUCCCUGGCUCCGCCCCCCCCGCCGCGGCUCCUCUCGCACAUGCGCUCUGAUUGCAGCCUCGCCGCCGCGCCAUUUUGCUGAGGUUUGAAUGUGCGGCGGAGUGGCGGCUGGAGCGGGUCGUGCCGGCUACCGUUCGCGGCUGGGAUUCCCUUAUCCGUCCCCGUGUCCCCACGAGGUUCUACAACAAUGGAGCUCAGUGAUGCAAAUUUACAAACACUAACAGAAUAUUUAAAGAAAACCCUUGAUCCUGAUCCUGCCAUCAGACGUCCAGCUGAGAAGUUUCUUGAAUCGGUAGAAGGAAAUCAGAACUACCCACUGUUACUGUUAACAUUACUGGAGAAGUCCCAGGAGAAUGUCAUCAAAGUGUGUGCCUCAGUAACCUUCAAGAAUUACAUUAAAAGGAACUGGAGGGUUGUUGAAGAUGAACCAAACAAAAUUUGUGAAGCUGAUCGAGUAGCCAUUAAAGCCAACAUUGUGCAUUUGAUGCUUAGCAGCCCAGAGCAGAUCCAGAAGCAGUUGAGUGAUGCCAUUAGCAUUAUUGGCAGAGAAGAUUUCCCUCAGAAAUGGCCUGAUUUGUUGACAGAAAUGGUGAAUCGCUUUCAGAGUGGAGAUUUCCAUGUUAUUAAUGGAGUCCUUCGUACAGCACAUUCAUUAUUUAAAAGAUAUCGUCAUGAAUUUAAGUCAAAUGAGUUAUGGACUGAAAUUAAACUUGUUCUGGAUGCCUUUGCUUUGCCUUUGACAAACCUUUUUAAGGCUACCAUUGAGCUGUGCAGCACACAUGCUAACGAUGCCUCUGCCUUGAGGAUUCUGUUUUCUUCCUUGAUCUUGAUCUCAAAAUUAUUUUAUAGUUUAAACUUUCAGGAUCUCCCUGAAUUUUUUGAAGAUAAUAUGGAAACUUGGAUGAACAAUUUUCACACCCUGUUGACAUUGGAUAAUAAGCUUCUACAAACAGAUGAUGAAGAGGAAGCAGGCUUAUUGGAACUUCUAAAGUCCCAGAUUUGUGAUAAUGCUGCACUUUAUGCACAAAAGUACGAUGAAGAAUUUCAGCGGUAUCUGCCUCGUUUUGUCACAGCCAUCUGGAACUUACUAGUUACAACAGGCCAAGAAGUUAAAUAUGAUUUGUUGGUAAGUAAUGCAAUUCAAUUUCUGGCUUCAGUUUGUGAGAGACCUCAUUAUAAGAAUCUGUUUGAGGACCAGAACACGCUGACAAGUAUCUGUGAGAAGGUUAUUGUGCCUAACAUGGAAUUUAGAGCUGCUGAUGAAGAAGCAUUUGAGGACAAUUCUGAAGAGUACAUAAGAAGAGAUUUGGAAGGAUCUGAUAUCGAUACUAGACGCAGAGCUGCGUGUGACCUAGUCCGAGGAUUGUGCAAGUUUUUUGAGGGACCUGUGACAGGAAUCUUCUCUGGUUAUGUUAAUUCCAUGCUCCAGGAGUAUGCCAAAAACCCAUCUGUCAACUGGAAGCACAAAGAUGCAGCCAUUUACCUGGUGACAUCUUUGGCAUCAAAAGCCCAAACACAAAAGCAUGGAAUUACACAAGCCAAUGAACUUGUAAACUUGACUGAGUUCUUUGUGAAUCACAUCCUCCCUGAUUUAAAGUCAAGUAAUGUGAAUGAAUUUCCUGUGCUUAAAGCUGACGGCAUCAAAUACAUUAUGAUUUUUAGGAACCAAGUACCAAAAGAGCAUCUCUUAGUCUCUAUUCCUCUCUUGAUUAAUCAUCUUCAAGCAGAAAGUAUUGUUGUUCACACCUAUGCAGCACAUGCUCUGGAAAGGCUGUUUACCAUGAGAGGGCCUAACAACGCCACUCUUUUUACAGCUGCAGAAAUCGCACCGUUUGUUGAGAUUCUGCUAACAAACCUUUUCAAAGCUCUCACACUUCCUGGCUCUUCAGAAAAUGAAUAUAUUAUGAAAGCUAUCAUGAGAAGUUUCUCCCUCCUACAAGAAGCCAUAAUUCCCUACAUCCCCACCCUCAUCACUCAGCUCACACAGAAGCUCUUAGUUGUUAGUAAGAAUCCAAGCAAACCACACUUUAAUCAUUACAUGUUUGAGGCGAUUUGCUUGUCCAUAAGAAUAACCUGCAAAGCUAACCCUGCUGCUGUUGUGAACUUCGAGGAAGCUUUGUUUCUGGUGUUCACUGAAAUCUUGCAGAAUGAUGUGCAGGAAUUCGUCCCAUAUGUCUUUCAAGUGAUGUCACUGCUGCUGGAAACACACAAAAAUGACAUCCCAUCCUCCUACAUGGCCUUAUUUCCUCACCUCCUCCAGCCCGUGCUCUGGGAGAGAACCGGGAAUAUCCCGGCCCUCGUGCGGCUCCUCCAGGCCUUCUUAGAACGCGGCUCCAGCACCAUAGCAAGCGCUGCAGCCGACAAAAUUCCCGGGUUACUGGGCGUCUUCCAGAAGUUGAUCGCCUCCAAAGCAAACGACCACCAAGGCUUUUAUCUUCUCAACAGUAUAAUAGAGCACAUGCCACCUGAAUCAGUUGACCAGUACAGGAAACAAAUCUUCAUCUUGCUCUUCCAAAGACUUCAGAAUUCCAAAACCACGAAGUUUAUCAAAAGUUUCCUAGUCUUCAUUAAUUUGUAUUGCAUAAGAUAUGGGGCACUAGCCUUACAGGAAAUAUUUGAUGGUAUACAACCAAAAAUGUUUGGAAUGGUUUUGGAAAAAAUCAUUAUUCCUGAAAUUCAGAAAGUAUCUGGAAAUGUCGAGAAAAAGAUCUGUGCAGUUGGCAUCACCAAGUUACUCACCGAGUGUCCGCCAAUGAUGGACACCGAGUACACGAAGCUGUGGACGCCGCUGCUGCAGUCCCUCAUCGGCCUCUUCGAGUUACCCGAGGAUGACAGCAUCCCCGACGAAGAGCACUUCAUCGACAUCGAGGACACGCCCGGCUACCAGACCGCCUUCUCGCAGCUGGCGUUCGCCGGCAAGAAGGAGCAUGACCCUGUAGGUCAGAUGGUGAACAACCCCAAAAUCCACCUGGCACAGUCGCUUCACAAGCUGUCCACGGCCUGUCCGGGAAGGGUCCCCUCCAUGGUGAGCACCAGCCUGAACGCGGAGGCGCUGCAGUAUCUGCAGGGUUACCUCCAGGCGGCCAGCGUGACGCUGCUGUGACGCACGCACGCACGCGAGACGCCGCCGCGCGGCCUGAGCUCAGCUGCAUUGAGACAAGCACGGGUUUCCAUUGAACGAGGCGCCACUCCGUCGACGGUAAAGGACACUGGACGCGGCCCUGCCGGCUGGAGGGGCUGGAGGGGCGGGCGGGCGGGCGGCCUGGGUGCGGAGGCCGCGCACGUCUGUUUGAGUUGAACAUUUGCACGGUUUGGAUAAGUUCACGUUUUUGGCGGACACUGACUGUGGAGACUAGUUUCUGUUACUAAACCCUUUGUUUGGAAGCUGUUGCCGGUUCGUGUUUUUGUCUCUGUAUGUCGUCUGUUUCUUUAAGCCUUUAUUGGAAAUGUGAGAAAGUUUUUACAAAGUGUAACUCGCCAAGCAGUGCACAUUUCAUAGUUUCAUUCUGUAAUUAGCAAUAAAGUAAAACCUAAAACAUGUAUCUAAGAACAUC
This is a messenger RNA of Perognathus longimembris pacificus (Pacific pocket mouse), 3651 nucleotides long. It is a transcript of the gene Cse1l, whose product is annotated as chromosome segregation 1 like. Gene Ontology annotation, molecular function: small GTPase binding; nuclear export signal receptor activity. The coding region runs from base 285 to 3200 and encodes 971 amino acids. NCBI's taxonomy places the organism in Eukaryota, Metazoa, Chordata, Mammalia, Rodentia, Heteromyidae. Gene Ontology annotation, biological process: protein export from nucleus; protein import into nucleus. The record is from RefSeq and is a predicted model, not a curated record. Gene Ontology annotation, cellular component: cytosol; nuclear envelope. The transcript is spliced from 25 exons.